Sinocyclocheilus grahami is the source of this 858-nucleotide messenger RNA. Its product is annotated as nucleolar protein 7-like. Gene Ontology annotation, molecular function: RNA binding. Gene Ontology annotation, cellular component: nucleus; nucleolus. The record is from RefSeq and is a predicted model, not a curated record. Lineage: Eukaryota; Metazoa; Chordata; Actinopteri; Cypriniformes; Cyprinidae. The coding region runs from base 27 to 689 and encodes 220 amino acids. The transcript has 8 exons.
GAAGAAGAAGAAGAAGAAGAAGAAGAAUGUGUGUACUACCGUUUAAAGAGACUGACAAAAUGUCUGAAUUGACAGAGACUCAGAUUGAAUCCAGUGAUGAUGAACUCCCAGAGGAGGUCGCCUUCGAUGCAUCCAAAAGUGCUGCUCUGAAGAGCGUUAAAGACGCACUGGAAGCAGCCAAAAGAGAAAAGAUCCUACUGAAGGAGAAGCGAAAAAAGAGACAACAGCUGUUUCAAGAACAAAAGAAGAGAAAACGUCUUCCUCAAGAGCUCUUAGAGGAAUUUGAUAAAGAACCCCAAAAACAGACAGGUCCAUCAGACAACAAAUGUAUCAACAAAAAGGUGUCAACAAAGCCAUCAGACAUCAACAAAGAUAAGACGAAGACAGGGAACAUGCCUAAGAGAAUCUCAAAAAGUUUACCAGACAGCUACACGGUAAUGAGGAUAAAGGAUGAAUCUGCUGCAAAAUCAUUGCAACAAAAGGCCAUGGACUUCAUUCAGUCCCGUCUUUAUGGACCAGGAACCAAAAGAACAACCAAUGCAGAGCUUCUGUCCCUCAAAAAGAAACGGGGUGCGAGCAAAGGUGCAGCUGUGGAGUUUGUGAAUAAAAAAUUGGGUGCUUCCCAAAAAGCCAGGAUUGCAAGGUCCAACAAACGGUUUAUACGCCAACAGAAACUGAUUCCUUUUUGAGAUAAAACAGGAGAAAGAACUGCUGAAUUAUGAGAGUUCAACACAUGAAAACUGUCACACCUGGAGGCGGCUUCCAUCAUCCUGCUGUUUUUGACCAUGUGGAUCAUAUUUUUCAAAAAGACGCUUUUAAUUAUUUUGUGCAUUUUUCUUUAAACCUCAUAUAGUUAAA